Messenger RNA from Megalobrama amblycephala (Wuchang bream), 1247 nucleotides. Its product is annotated as MAD2L1 binding protein. Bases 78 to 1220 code for a protein of 380 amino acids. Gene Ontology annotation, cellular component: nucleus. The record is from RefSeq and is a predicted model, not a curated record. NCBI's taxonomy places the organism in Eukaryota, Metazoa, Chordata, Actinopteri, Cypriniformes, Xenocyprididae. Gene Ontology annotation, biological process: regulation of exit from mitosis. The transcript has 3 exons.
UUAUUAUAUUUCUCGUGAUAUCCGGUUCCCGUGUUUCCCAUGAUGCCGUGUCCGGUGGGUAAAUUCAAAUAGUAGAAAUGGAAGAGAGAUCGAGGAGGAGAGAGGUUGAGUGUGCAAAAAUGACUGUCACCAAACACAGCAACACCAACGAAACUUCUAACAGCAGCUACAACGACAAACCUAUUCACACCAAUCAAUACACAUUUCAGGAAGAAGAAACAAAGGUUUCAUCUGAUGGAGAAACGGAAAGGAACAUUUUGUGCCAUGUCGAUGAUCCUGAUUCCUCUCCUCAGUCUCAGGUGGAAAAUAUUGGUGAGAUCGAGAGAGACAUGGUUUGUGUGGAACCCUUUAACCAAUCAGAGGACAAAGAAAACAGAAAUAGCCCCACACAUGAUAGAGGAGAGGAUCAUGAUCUAGGUUGCCAGCAGACCAAUGCUUUGGCCGGUUCUUCUGGCAGUCAGAGGGAAUCUACCGGAAUGUCUGCACACCAAGUUGAUGAUGAGGAAAUAUUCAGGAGAGCAAGAGAGGAAGGACGAGUGAAUGUCGUCUUCCCUGGGCGCAUCACCCAGGACGGUUGCUGUCGAUUAGUUUGCGAGCUUCUGAAGUGUGUCCUUUACCAGCGGCAACAGAUGCCCAUGACAUAUGACCAAAUGGUGUUCCUGCAGAAACAGCAGCACAAUACCACUCAGACGGAGGACAUGGUGAACCGACGGUCUUCAAAAACAUCAGGUGGCUUAGACUGGCGCCGCUGCCAGCGGACUUUGCAGGAGCUGGAUGAGGUGCUGGCUCAACUUGAGGCACUAUUCUCUCUUAGCCAUGUUCCCCGUGUGCUUUUCCUGCUGGGUGGGUCUAUCAUCCUUCCCAGUGAGCUGUACGAGGUCAACAUGGAAGCUGUGGCUGUUGGAGCCGGGGAAAACAGCUUAAGGACCUCAAGCUGUCUAAGACAGCUUUUCCGGACUCUAUUUGUGGCAGACUUGUUGUCGGAUGCCAAGUCUGUGCGUCUCAUGACCACCACGGUCAUGGCUCUGGGGCACAGGGAUUGUGGCGUGACUGGAUUUAAACCCAAAGUGGAUUUUAAAUUUCCCACAAAAGUGAAAAGGCAAGUCAUCUCUAUAGCUAGUGAUUUGUCACUUGCUGGGGAACUAGAAAAAAGUCAGAGAAACCUGGAGGACUAUAUAUGGUUUCAGGCCCCUGUCACUGUGAAAGGAUUCUGUAAAUGAUGAGGGAAUAAAGAGUAACAGAUUUCA